CAGGGCAUCCGGUCACUGUAACUCUGUAAACUGCAACCUCAAAACCAUCAAGGUUCGAAGAGCUUCAUCAGCUUCUCUUUUGCAACCAUGGAGGAAGAAGCAAAAGAGCAGCAGAUUGCGAGAAAGAAAGUAGCAGUGUUGCCAUGGAUGAGAAGUCCAGUUGAUGUUAGUUCGUUUGAAAACUGUCCCCUUACUCAGCUUCCAUUUCUCAAUCCAAGGCUGGAGGCGGCUUUGUGCGAUAGUGGAAUCGAUUCGCUUUUUCCUGUUCAAGUAGCGGUUUGGCAAGAAACCGUGGGCCCUGGUUCCUUUGAGAGAGACCUUUGUGUGAAUUCACCUACAGGAAGCGGGAAAACAUUAGCAUACGCAUUGCCAAUUGUACAAAUGCUUUCAACUCGUUCUGUCAAAUGUCUUCGAGCUUUAGUGGUUUUACCCACUCGUGAUUUAGCGUUGCAGGUAAGGGAUGUUUUUGCCUCAAUUGCUCCUGCAGUGGGGUUAUCUGUUGGUUUGGCAGUAGGGCAAUCUUCAAUAUCAGAAGAAAUCUCAAUGCUUAUUGAGAGACCAAAACUUGAGGCAGGUAUAUGUUAUGAUCCACAUCAUCAACCCAUUGAGUUACAAAGUGCUGUUGAUAUAUUAGUGGCAACACCUGGAAGACUAAUGGAUCAUAUUAACAACACCAAAGGUUUUACACUCGAGCAUCUUCGUUUUUUGGUAGUUGAUGAAACGGAUAGAUUGCUUAGGGAAUCAUAUCAGUCAUGGCUUCCUAUGGUUCUUCAAUGCACCAAUUCUACUGUUGAUAGCUUUUUUUCCAAUCCUUCUACAUUUGGUUCCUUGAAGACUAUAAGGAGAAUUGGUGUAGAAAGGGGAUUCAAGAACAAAGGUCACCCAAGGCUUGUGAAGAUGGUUUUAUCUGCAACAUUAACUCAAGAUCCAACCAAACUUUCUCAACUUCAUCUGCAUCAUCCUUUGUUCUUGACAACUGGACACAUACGAUACAAGCUUCCAGAACAUCUCCACUCCUUCAAAUUGAUAUGUGAACAACAGAUGAAGCCUCUUUACCUUGUUUCUCUUUUGAAAAAUUUACAAGGGGAAAAGUGUAUUGUUUUCACAUCUUCAGUUGAGUCGACUCACCGACUCUGUACUUUGCUUAAGUUUUUUGGAGAUUUGGGAAUUAAGAUCAAGGAAUAUUCGGGUCAUCAACAUCAAACCUUGAGAAGCAAGACGUUGAGGGCAUUUAGGGAAGGUGGAGUACAAGUGGUGGUGUCUUCUGAUGCGAUGACACGUGGCAUGGAUGUGGAAGGGGUUAGAAAUGUAAUUAACUAUGAUAAGCCGCCAUAUAUCAAGACAUAUAUUCAUCGUGCUGGUAGAACUGCAAGAGCUGGGAAUUCAGGCCGUUGCUUCACCUUGUUACACCAAGACGAGGUGAAGCAAUUCAAGAAGCUUUUGAAGAAAGCCGACAUUGAUUCUUGUCCUGUUCAUAUACUUCCAUCUGAUUCGAUAGAAUCCCUCAGAUCCACCUAUGAUGCUGCUUUGGAGAAACUAAAAGAGAACGUUGAAAUGGAAGCAUUUAAGAAACGUAAGCUUGGAUUCAAGUCUUCAAGCAAGAUGAAAAAGCGCUGAUCUAUGCUUAAAAAUAUAUAUUGUU
Molecule: messenger RNA, 1642 nt
Organism: Lactuca virosa
Lineage: Eukaryota; Viridiplantae; Streptophyta; Magnoliopsida; Asterales; Asteraceae
Source: the annotation of a GenBank genome assembly